Molecule: messenger RNA, 5371 nt
Organism: Peromyscus maniculatus bairdii (prairie deer mouse)
Lineage: Eukaryota; Metazoa; Chordata; Mammalia; Rodentia; Cricetidae
Source: RefSeq, a predicted model, not a curated record
ACCUGAGACAAGGUCCUAGCCGGCUGGCCCAGUGACUAGGGCAGUUAGGGAAGGACAAGGUAGGUGGAGGGAGAGAGUUCAUUCAGCCUCUUCUUGUGCCAUGUGCCUUCUCUGGUGGAUCCUAAGAUACCCGGCACAAUGUGGACUCAUUAGUGGACAAGACUAACAAAGUCAGAGAUAUGGAAUGGAAGUUCAAGAAAAUAUGGGGGUGGGGGUGUCCAGCCGAACCUUCAGCCUUGGAGGGACAUAGGCCUGGUGUGAGGGUUCCCGUGUCUCUGCUCAGGAGCCUUACGCAGCUCCUGGGUGGAGACCUAGUUGGACCCCACACUUUCUAGGAGACCACAGAGAAUAAGUAUUCUGGUGCUGGGGCUUGCCCUUGUCAGAAAUGUUCACAGGCACAGCGCAGAGUGGUAAGGCUGCUUUCCCAAGAGGCAGGUGGUUCUCAAGAGCAAGGACCCUGGAACUACACUGCCUGCAGAGUACUGGACGGUGACUCUGCCCCCUACAACGAUGAGGGUCAGUGGGAGUGUAAUCUGGUCAGAAGUUGAGAGAAACUACCUCCCCCGCAGAUCUCCAUCCAGUCCCUGCCACUGCCUCCUCCCCGGAGACAGCCAGGUGUGGCCCAGGAUCCCGGGGAAGGAGGGGGAAGGGUGGCGUCUCUGCUCCUGGAGCGCUGGCCCGGCCCAGAGGGGACAGGAAGCCAGGACACCGGGGAUUGUCUCUUGCAAGCACAGCCCAGCCCCAGCCUGGGAGGAAGUUCUGCCGAGCGCUCUCCGCCGGUUAUAUUGUUGAACAGGAAACAGGGCACCGCGGGAGCAGGGCCGUGGAGCAGGCAGCGCCGGACGCGGACCCCACGCGCGUCUGCCGGGACAAGUGGAAGCUAGGCCAGCAGGCGAAAGUUCUGAGGGAUCCUCCCCGCUCUCGCAUCCCUCCCCUUCUCUUCGCUCUCCCCGGAUAAAGGAAGGAUCUGAGGCACGGGUCCCCUUGCCACACAACCCGAGACACUGCGCUCCUCUGUUCUGCGUGGUUCCUUCAGUCUCAGUCCCUGGAAGUCCCGCCCUCAGAGAUGGUAGAGACCUCAUCAGCAACCCUCCGCCAGCCCCGCCCAUCCAGCCCAUGGGCAGCCUGAGACCCUCCCAGCUAACGGAUCGCUGCGAGACACAUAUCUCACAAUCAACGGCACAGAAUGGAGACUUAAGAAUGGGAGCCUAAGAGAUGAUUUUAUCCAAGUCCCCACUUCAGAGAUGGAAAAACUGAAGCCCGAAUGCACGGGGCAAGAGCAGGAGAGGGACUCGAACCCUUGUCUUUGAGCCCCAGGCGCGGUGCUCUUCCAGGCUGCGCGGUCCUGACUUCGGCGGCUCCUCUUCUCGUUGCCCGCAGGAAAACGCGGUGGCCGCGAUGGCGGCGGACGUCGAAGGGGAUGUGUACGUGCUGGUGGAGCACCCCUUCGAGUACACCGGCAAAGACGGGCGCCGAAUCGCCAUCCAGCCCAAUGAGCGUUACCGACUGCUGCGCCGCAGCACCGAGCACUGGUGGCACGUGCGGCGCGAGCCGGGGGGUCGCCCCUUCUACCUCCCCGCGCAGUACGUGCGCGAGCUGCCCGCACUCGGCGACCCGGCCCCUGCCCCGCAGCCUUCCGUGCCGCAGCCGCGCCCCGCAGUCCCGGAACCUCUAGCCUACGACUACCGCUUCGUGAGCAGCCCGGUGGGUGCCGAUGGCUCCUCCACCGAGCCCCGGGGCCGCGCCAGCUCCCUGUGUGGCCCUGCGCGACAGCGCGCCGGAGGCCAGCGCAGCAGCCUGGCGCCGGGAGGGCCCGCCUGCCUGUACGUGCGGCCCGCAGCGCCGGUGCGACCGGCCCAGUCCCUGGACGACUUGGCGCGCCGCGGCACCGCGCCCCCUGCCGGCCUCCUGGGCAGCGCGGGCCACUUCAAGGCCUCCAGCGUGGCGGGCUCCUGGGUUUGCCCGCGGCCCCUAGCGCGCAGCGACUCGGAGAACGUCUACGAGGCCAUCCCGGACGUGCGCUGCCCUCCGCGGGAGGAGAGACCCAAGCAGGUGGAUGACCCCCCGGAGCCAGUGUACGCAAACGUAGAAAGGCAAGCUCGGGCCACUUCGCCGCGCUCUGCCGCCGCUCCUCCUCGGCUCAGCCCAGUGUGGGAGACCCACACGGACACGGACACUGGGCGCCCCUACUACUACAACCCCGACACGGGCGUGACCACCUGGGAGUCACCCUUUGAGGCCUCUGAAGGCGCCACCAGCCCGGCCACCUCCCGGGCCUCCGUGGGCAGCGGGGAGAGCCUGGAGACGACAGAGUGGGGCCAGUACUGGGAUGAGGAGAGUCGCAGGGUGUUCUUCUACAAUCCCUUGACGGGUGAGACGGCCUGGGAGGACGACGAGACUGAGGACCUGGACGAGGAGCUCCAGGAGCAGCUGGAGAUGCAACCCAGCCUGAGCCCGCGAAGCCCCGGCCAACAGAGGCCCCCGACUCCUGAAACAGACUACCCGGAAUUGCUGGCCAGUUACCCGGAGGAGGACUAUUCUCCUGUGGGCUCCUUCAGUGAUCCUGGCCCCACAUCUCCCGUGGCUGCGCCCCCUGGCUGGGACUGUCACAUUACUCCAAACAAGCAGACGCUCUACACCAACCAGUUCACUCAAGAGCAGUGGGUGAAGUUGGAGGACCAGCAUGGGAAGCCAUAUUUCUACAACCCAGAGGACUCCUCUGUCCGGUGGGAGCUGCCCCAGGUCCCGAUCCCUGCCCCUCGAAGCGUUCGCAAAUCCAGCCAGGACAGUGACACGCCAGCCCAGGCUAGCCCUCCAGAGGAGAAGACCAAGACACUGGACAAGGCAGGAGUACUUCAUCGUACCAAGACGGUGGACAAGGGGAGGAGACUUCGGAAGAAACACUGGAGUGCCUCCUGGACGGUGCUGGAGGGCGGCGUCCUGACCUUCUUCAAGGACUCAAAGACCUCAGCUGCAGGCGGCCUGAGGCAGCCUUCCAAGCUCUCCACCCCUGAGUACACAGUCGAACUGAAGGGGGCCUCUCUCUCUUGGGCCCCCAAAGACAAAUCCAGCAAGAAGAAUGUGUUAGAGCUGCGAAGCCGAGAUGGCUCCGAGUAUCUGAUCCAGCAUGACUCAGAAGCCAUCAUCAGCACCUGGCACAAGGCCAUUGCCGAAGGCAUCGAGGAGCUGUCGGCAGGCCUGCUGCUCCAGGGGGAGGAAGGCGAGCCCAGCAGUGCUGAUUUCGGGUCCAGUGAGCGCCUCGGAAGCUGGCGGGAGGAGGACGCGCAUGCAGCCUCACCCUCGCUGAGCCCCGGAGGCCAGGAGAGCGACUUGAGCAGGGUCCGGCACAAGCUCCGCAAAUUCCUACAGAGACGACCCACACUGCAGUCUUUGCGGGACCGGGGCUACAUCAAAGACCAGGUGUUUGGAUGUGCGCUGGCUCAUCUGUGUGAGCGCGAGAGGAGCCCCGUGCCGCGCUUCGUGCAGCAAUGCAUCCGCACCGUCGAGGCCCGGGGGCUGGACAUCGACGGGCUCUACCGCAUCAGUGGGAACCUGGCCACCAUCCAGAAGCUGCGCUAUAAGGUGGAUCACGAUGAGCGCCUGGACCUGGACGAUGGGCGCUGGGAGGACGUCCACGUGAUUACGGGCGCCCUGAAGCUCUUCUUCCGAGAGCUGCCAGAACCCCUCUUCCCAUUCUCGCACUUCCACCAGUUCAUAGCGGCCAUCAAGUUGCAGGACCCGGCCCAGCGCAGCCGCUGUGUGCGUGACCUGGUGCGCACGCUGCCCACCCCCAACCACGACACGCUCCGACUGCUCAUCCAGCACCUGUGCCGGGUGAUCCAGCACGGCGAGCAGAACCGUAUGUCUGUACAGAAUGUGGCCAUAGUGUUCGGGCCCACACUGCUGCGGCCUGAGAUAGAGGAGGCCAGCAUGCCCAUGACCAUGGUGUUCCAGAACCAGGUGGUGGAGCUCAUCCUACAGCAGUGCGCGGACAUCUUCCCGCCGCCGCACUGACUGCGGACCCUGGGUGGCUGAGGCCAUGAGGCUGGACCUCCUCUGGGGCUCUCCGCCUCCCACCCCGCUGCACUGUGACUUCUGCACCCCUCGAUUCAGAGGAUACGGUGACUCCCCCCUUCAUGACCCCAGUUCAUGAAAUGUGAUUUCUCCCUGUUGUAUCCCCAUUAGGGGUUCCUUAGGGCCCUUUCUUGAUUACAGCGCCGCCUAUUGUGUGAAUGCGAGAAUGUGCCUGGGGGGAUGAGUGCUUUCUAGGGCCGCGGCUGGGAGGAGGGAUUGGAUGAAGGCAUUCUGGCUUCCUCAGGCCUGCACCUGGCCAGGCCUCCGUGGAGACCGUGUAGGACCCGUGCUAUGCGGGACGUCCUGCUCUGAUCCUGAAGCAGCUACUGACACUGUCCCAGCUGCCAGGGCUGGACUGUCCCUGGCUGCCAGCCCAGGCCACGGGCUGCUUUCUUCAGCCUGAUGGUCCUGUGCCACCCUGUUGCAGGCCACCGGAGGGCUUUUCCUAGGCUUUCCUCUCUCCCUGGGCCACACCUGUUCUCUACAAGGCUUGUCCAUGCCCACCACAUGCUUACCCUGCAUCGACUACACAGGAUUCCAGGGAACCGGGGCUUGCAGAAGUCAAGUGACUUCAGGUUCCAAGGGUGAUCUGAAUCCCUGCAAAGACUCUCCUCCGGGCAGCAAACCCAGCUUCUAGAGGAGGAGAUGAGUCCCCUCCCCCACGGCAGCACAGCCUCUGGACAGAACAGAGUAAAUAUGCUGGAGUGCCCUGCAUGGGCUAGAGGUGGGGGUCCCUUCAGGAAGCAGGGAACUUGUCACAGCUGUUCUGGUGGAAGAAAAACAGCAUAAAGAGAAGACCCCAGCCCGUGCCUGAACCCUGGCUGGGUGCCCACCUGGUACCCACUUGCCGUACAGAGCUGGGAGAGGCCCGUUGGAGAGGUCACUCACAGCCUCGGGCAAAGAGAGUUGGACAUGUGUCAGCUGUCCGCUUCCUUCUUCAUGCACACACCACCUCAGUUCAUCUGAGCGCUCCACCCACCCUCACUGACUCAACAAACAAUAAUAGCUGAUAUUUAUUGAGCAUUCAUACUAUGCCAGCCUUUUUCUCAGACUGCCCCUUGGUUUCUUGCAGUCAGUAUUUAUUGUGGGCCCUCAUGUGCCAGGCACUGUGCUCUGGGGCAGGGGUCUACGCAUGCUAUCUGGAGCGUAGGGCCCAGGGACUAAGGCUGACGCAAGCCCAGCCCUGAUGGUCGCAACGCCAAGAAGAGAACAAAUGGAGGCCUCUUGCCGUACACCUACAUAUUUAAAGUCUUAAGGCAACCUAACAACUGUUAAAUAAAAUAUGUUUAUUCUCCUA